AAUGAACAUUUUUAGAUGAGAUCUGUCUUGUGUUUGACUUUCCUGUUGGCUGGAGUAUCCCAGGCCAAACAUAUUCAACCUAAGCUUGAUAUUGUCUUGAUCAACAAUGAAACCGAAUCAAGGAAUAUCUUGCCAAAACUUGAAGUUCAACUUCUUGUAAAUGAGACUGAAGAAAUUGAUCCAAGCCUGUUGACUCCAAAGCUAGAGGUCCAGCUUCUUACAAAUGAAACUGAGGUUGUUGAUCCCAGUCUGCUGACUCCUAAGAUGGCUUUGGACAGAGCUACAACAGAUUGUGGAUGCGGGUAUGCUGUGAGCAAUCCUAAUCCAGCAGCUGGAAGAAUUGUUGGUGGAUCUGUAGUUACCCCACAGAACAAGCUUCCAUAUCAAGUAUUUGUUCAGACCUGUUUUGCUAAUGGCUGCGCUUCUUGCGGAGGUACAUUGAUCAAUAAAAGGUAUGUCAUGACUGCAAUGCACUGUGUUAUGAGUGGAGGUGUCGCGGCUAGGAGUGCGUUGGUCAAAAUUGGAGAUUAUAGUAAAAAUUCUGCUAUCGAGACAAUACCACAACAGAAUAUUCCUGUUGCCAAUAUUAUUAUGAGAGAUGACUAUGAUGAAAAGAAUACGAAUAAUGAUAUUGCUCUGCUCCGCUUGUCUUCUGAUGUUGUAUUUAAUGCCAAUGUUGUACCUGCCUGCCUACCUACUGAUCCAAAUAAUCUUUAUGUAGGCCUGGAAGCAGUUGUUUCAGGGUGGGGCACUACCUCUUCAGGAGGGUCUACAAGUGAUUUGCUGAAGGAAACUACAGUUAAAAUUGUAGCUAACUCUGAUUCAACCUGCUUACCAAAAUAUGGAGAUAUUGGAAAAACAAGGAUGUGUGCUUAUGCAGCAGGAACUGAUAGCUGUCAGGGAGAUAGCGGUGGACCUCUGGUUGUCAAGGAGGAUGGAAGAUACACAGUAGUAGGUGUUGUAUCCUAUGGUAUAGGUUGUGCUAAUGCUGACACUGCCGGAGUAUAUGCUAGAGUGAACAACUACUUGGACUGGAUCAACACAAAUGUUGCAGAUGGAUGGUGUUCAGGAACUAAUCCUGCAGUACAACCAACAACUGCCUCUCCUACAACCCAAGCUCCAGCUACAGGUGGUCCAUGUGAUCUCAGAUGUCUGGGGACAUUUUCUGGAAACUAUCUUUUGAAUGGUCUCCCUGCAACCUGCAGCCUUGGUAUUUGCACAUCUACAGAUGGAAGUAAUCUUUGCAAUGCUUUAGGAUUUCCUUGCGGAGUACCUACUGCUGCCCCAACAACCAAACCUCCAGCCACUACUGCUCCAACAACCAAACCUACAGCCACUACUGCUCCAACAACCAAACCUCCAGCCACUACUGCUCCAACAACCAAACCUCCAGCCACUACUGCUCCAACAACCAAACCUCCAACCACUGCUGCACCAACAACGACUGCUCCAAUCUGUAAUCUAACAUGUAUAAGCAGUACACUAAAUGGUUUUUAUCUGAUCAAUGGAAUUCAAUCUACAUGCACCAAUGGAAGAUGCAGUGCAACUAAUGGAAGUGACCUUUGCAAGCAACUUUUGUAUCCUUGUGGAGUUUGAACAGAUAAUACUGAA
Messenger RNA from Eurytemora carolleeae, 1611 nucleotides. Its product is annotated as prostasin. The coding region runs from base 16 to 1596 and encodes 526 amino acids. The transcript has a single exon. Gene Ontology annotation, molecular function: serine-type endopeptidase activity. The record is from RefSeq and is a predicted model, not a curated record. NCBI's taxonomy places the organism in Eukaryota, Metazoa, Arthropoda, Copepoda, Calanoida, Temoridae. Gene Ontology annotation, biological process: proteolysis.